AUGUUCAUCGAUGUCUUCCUACAGACCAGUCGGUUGGAUCAUAUCACCCAAGUGAUGGGAUUCCAUCCACAGUAUCUUGAACAUUUUUUUAGAACACAGAAUUUCAUGCUGCGUGGAGAUGGUCCUCUACCAUAUGACUAUAGACAUUACAUUGCUAUUAUGGCUGCAGCGAGACAUCGGUGCUUGUAUAUAGUGCGACUUCAAGAGACUGAAUAUCUGCUGCAAGGUGGAGAUCCAGAAUGGUUAAAAGGAAUUCAUCAUGUGCCGCAUAAACUGAGGCAUCUUAAUGAUCUCAACAAAAAGUUAGCUCAUCGGCCGUGGCUUGUGACGAAAGAUGACAUCCAGAAACUACUCCGAGGUGAAGACAAUUGGUCAGUAUCUGAAUUGGUGCAUGCUAUUACAUUAUUAACACACUUCCACAGUCUCUGUAGCUAUGUCUACGGAUGCGGAAUACAUCCAGAAAUCGAUAUGGAAGGGGGACAUACCAUGAAGCCGCCCUCAGUCACUGAAGUUACAAACACCAAAGAUCAUCACAUGUCUAACUGUCAAAACUCUGCCGAUGCUAACCAUGUCCAAUCGGAUCCUGAAACUGGUGAGGGAGUUGAGGAAUUGAUGCAACGGAUGAGGAGAUUAGAGGAGUCUGAAGCUGAGGAACCCACACAGGAAGAAAGGGUCAAGAGGUUUGAAAAAGUAGAAAAACAGAGUGUUGAAUUGUUGCCACAUCCGGAGGAACAUGUGGAUGUGGAUGUGGAUGUUUUGAAAGCUGGUCUGUCAAAAUACAUUGAAGAUCCAGACUUCUCUUAUGAAGAUUUUGCCAAGAGAGGGUCAAUGUCGAGUAUACCUACUUUCAGAGUACAGGAUUAUUCUUGGGAAGACCAUGGUUUCUCCUUAGUGAAUAGACUGUAUUCUGAUAUUGGUCCAAUCCUGGAUGAUAAGUUCCAUGCGGCAUAUGAGCUUACCUAUAAUACUAUGGGUAUGAAGAGGAAUGUGGAUACGUCAACUUUGAGAAGAGCAAUUUGGAACUAUAUUCAUUGUAUGUAUGGAAUUAGACAUGAUGAUUAUGACUAUGGUGAGGUUAAUCACCUACUGGAAAGGAACUUGAAAGCUUACAUUAAAACAGUCGCCUGUUUUCCAGAAAGGACCACCAAGAAAGAUUUUGAUGCUUUCUGGAGAGGCUUUGAAUACUCUGAAAAGGUGCAUGUAAAUUUGAUGGUAUUGGAGGCACGUAUGCAAGCAGAGCUUCUCUACGCACUAAGAGCGAUCAUGAGGUACAUGAUAUGAAAUCCUGAUGAUGAUCAUGCUCACCGUUACUAGGUUACUGCAUCAUGGCCUCCCCACCGGAGAUGAUGACAAGCGCUGUGCUUGACCAAUGCAGCAUAAUUGUAAACUUGUUGUACAGUUGCAGUUUCUUCAUUUCAUAUUGCAAUAAUUCUGGCCACAGAUGUGUGUGCUUCCAAAGAAACAAACUGAAGUCAGAAAUCCCCAAGACGUACCCUCAUGUAUUAUUCUAUGCUGCUUUCUUAUUAUAUUGCUGUGUUAUUAUUAUUUAUAUUUAUAAUAAUUGAAUUAAUAUUUUCCCCCUUAAAAGACAAAUAUAAAAAAUAAUAUGAGUAUGAAUAAAUCUAUAAGAUUACCCAACUUUUCCAAAAAUAAAAAAAAAAAGACCUUAAAACUACUACAUGAUGGUGCAUGCAUUACAUAAAUAGA
This is a messenger RNA of Saccoglossus kowalevskii, 1707 nucleotides long. Its product is annotated as sestrin-1-like. Gene Ontology annotation, biological process: cellular response to L-leucine; regulation of response to reactive oxygen species; positive regulation of macroautophagy. Gene Ontology annotation, cellular component: nucleus. Gene Ontology annotation, molecular function: oxidoreductase activity, acting on peroxide as acceptor; L-leucine binding. The record is from RefSeq and is a predicted model, not a curated record. NCBI's taxonomy places the organism in Eukaryota, Metazoa, Hemichordata, Enteropneusta, Harrimaniidae.